Callithrix jacchus (white-tufted-ear marmoset) is the source of this 2010-nucleotide messenger RNA. RefSeq names its product thyroid hormone receptor interactor 6 (gene TRIP6). Gene Ontology annotation, biological process: positive regulation of non-canonical NF-kappaB signal transduction; signal transduction. Gene Ontology annotation, cellular component: stress fiber; focal adhesion; cytoplasm. The record is from RefSeq and is a predicted model, not a curated record. Lineage: Eukaryota; Metazoa; Chordata; Mammalia; Primates; Cebidae.
AAGGAGAGCUCUGCAGAGGGGUGGAGAUAGGACCUUCAGCUUCCCGUAGCUAGGCUGCCAUGUGCAGGGCUGGGGCGCGGGGCCCAGGGGGCAUCUGUGGACUUGGAGACUGGCCUGGGCGCCCACCUCCCAUUCCCAGCUGCCCACAGCCCCCAGUGACUCGGGCUCCUUCGGAGAGCCCUUCCCUCUCGGCGGGAGGGGGCCGACUCAGAGAGAAAUGGCAGUUUAGGGCCUAGGGGGCCCACGUGACCCUCCCCCAGGAAUGUGGUGACGUCAUCGGGGGCGUGGUCGCCCCCAAAAUUAGGGAGGAAGAGGAAAAAAAAGCCAGGAAAAGUUUUCUGGAGUCCGGAACGAGGCAGGACGGAAGAGGGGGUGAAGGCCCGAGGCUCUGGGCUUCAAGACCGCUGUCCGGAGUUCCCCAUUCUAGGCCAUGUCGGGGCCCACCUGGCUGCCCCCGAAGCAGCCGGAGCCCACCAGAGCCCCUCAGGGGAGGGCGAUCCCCCGAGGCAUCCCGGGGCCACCACCAGCCCACGGAGUAGCACUCCAGCCCCACCCCAGGGGCAAUUUUUGCCCCCUCCCAUCAGAGCAGUGUUACCAGGCCCCAGGGGCACCAGAGGAUCGGGGGCCGGCCUGGGUGGGGUCCCAUGGAGUACCCCAGCGCACGCAGGGGCUCCCUGCAGACAGGAGUGCCCUGCGCCCCGGCAGCCUGGACGCUGAGAUAGACUUGCUGAGCAGCACGCUGGCUGAGCUGAAUGGGGGUCGGGGUCACACGCCACGACGACCAGACCGACAGGCAUAUGAGCCCCCGCCACCUCCUGCCUACCGCACAGGCUCCCUAAAGCCGAACCUGGCCUCGCCGCUCCCAGCGUCUCCCUAUGGGGGCCCCACUCCAGCCUCUUAUGCUACUGCCAGUACCCCAGCUGGCCCUGCCUUCCCCGUGCAAGUGAAGGUGGCACAGCCAGUGAGGGGCUGUGGCCCGCCCCGGCGGGGGACCUCUCAGGCUUCUGGGCCCCUCCCAGGCCCCCACUUUCCUCUCCCAGGCCGAGGUGAAGUCUGGGGACCUGGCUAUAGGAGCCAGAGAGAGCCGGGGCCGGGGGCCAAGGAGGAGGCUGCUGGGGUCUCUGGCCCUGCAGGAGGAGCAAGAGGAGGCGAGCACGGGCCCCAGGUGUCCCUGAGCCAGCCUCCGGAGGAUGAGCUGGACAGGCUGACCAAGAAGCUGGUGCACGACAUGAACCACCCGCCCAGCGGGGAGUACUUCGGCCGGUGUGGUGGCUGUGGAGAAGAUGUGGUCGGGGAUGGGGCCGGGGUUGUGGCCCUCGAUCGCGUCUUUCACGUGGGCUGCUUUGUGUGUUCUACAUGCCGGGCCCAGCUUCGGGGCCAGCAUUUCUACGCCGUGGAGAGGAGGGCAUAUUGCGAGGGCUGCUAUGUGGCCACCCUGGAGAAAUGUGCCACGUGUUCCCAGCCCAUCCUGGACCGGAUCCUGCGAGCUAUGGGAAAGGCCUACCACCCUGGCUGCUUCACCUGCGUGGUGUGUCACCGCGGCCUCGAUGGCAUCCCCUUCACAGUGGAUGCUACCAGCCAGAUCCACUGCAUCGAGGACUUUCACAGGAAGUUUGCCCCGAGAUGCUCAGUGUGUGGUGGGGCCAUCAUGCCCGAGCCAGGUCAGGAGGAGACAGUGAGAAUCGUUGCUCUGGAUCGAAGUUUUCACAUUGGCUGUUACAAGUGCGAGGAGUGUGGGCUGCUGCUCUCCUCUGAGGGCGAGUGCCAGGGUUGCUACCCACUGGAUGGGCACAUCUUGUGCAAGGCCUGCAGUGCCUGGCGCAUCCAGGAGCUCUCAGCCACCGUCACCACUGACUGCUGAGUCUUCCUAAAAGUACCUGCUGGGUUCUCAGUUCCAGUUCCCAUCAGUUGAUGGGUCACCCUCCCUGACAUCCACUUGUGUGACUUUGUCACCAAAUGCUGGCUUCUUUCUCCAAUCACAAAAUAAUAGUCCCUCGAGUUUACAAAACA